Messenger RNA from Strongyloides ratti, 1305 nucleotides. Its product is annotated as Eukaryotic peptide chain release factor subunit 1. Gene Ontology annotation, biological process: cytoplasmic translational termination. Gene Ontology annotation, molecular function: sequence-specific mRNA binding; translation release factor activity, codon specific. Gene Ontology annotation, cellular component: cytosol; translation release factor complex. The record is from RefSeq and is a predicted model, not a curated record. NCBI's taxonomy places the organism in Eukaryota, Metazoa, Nematoda, Chromadorea, Rhabditida, Strongyloididae. The coding region runs from base 1 to 1305 and encodes 434 amino acids. The transcript has 3 exons.
AUGUCUGCCGCCGAAGGAGAUGCUGCCGAUAGAAAUGUUGAAAUAUGGAAAAUAAAAAGAUUAAUAAAGUCACUUGAAUUGGCAAGAGGUAAUGGAACAUCUAUGAUUUCUUUAAUCAUUCCUCCUCGUGAUCAGAUAGCAAGGAUUUCUAAAAUGCUUGCAGAUGAAUAUGGUACAGCUUCUAAUAUUAAAUCUCGUGUCAAUCGACUUUCUGUCCUUGGAGCUAUCACUUCUGUACAGGCUAGACUGAAAUUAUACAAUAAGGUUCCAACAAAUGGUUUAGUAAUCUAUUGUGGAACUAUAAUUACUGAUGAAGGAAAAGAAAAAAAAGUUAAUAUUGAUUUUGAACCUUUUAAACCAAUCAACACUUCACUGUAUCUUUGUGAUAAUAAAUUUCAUACUGAAGCUCUCCAAGCAUUAUUAUGUGAUGAUAGCAAAUUUGGAUUUAUUAUUAUGGAUGGUAAUGGAUCUUUAUUUGGUACUUUAACUGGAAAUACACGGGAAGUCUUACAUAAAUUUACUGUAGAUUUACCUAAAAAGCAUGGCCGUGGUGGUCAAUCUGCCGUACGUUUUGCUCGUCUUAGAACUGAAAAGAGGCAUAACUAUGUUAGAAAAGUAGCGGAGGUUGCUGUUGAAAUGUUUAUAAAAAAUGACAAAGUUAUUGUAGCUGGAUUGAUUCUUGCUGGUUCAGCUGAUUUUAAGACAGAACUUGCUCAAUCAGAUAUGUUUGAUCAACGUUUACAAGCUAAAAUUAUUAAGACUGUUGAUAUUUCAUAUGGUGGAGAAAAUGGUUUCAAUCAAGCUAUUGAAUUAGCUGCGGAUGCUCUUGCAAAUGUUAAAUUUAUUCAAGAGAAAAAACUUAUUGGAGGUUAUUUUGAUGAGAUUAGCCAAGAUACCGGUAAAUAUGUUUUCGGAGUUGUUGACACAUUACAUGCUUUGGAAAUGGGUGCAGUAGAAACAUUAAUAUGCUGGGAAAAUUUAGAUAUCACUCGCUUCCGAUUGAAAACGGGUAGCGGUGAGGAAAAAAUUGUUCACUUAAGGGCGGGAGAUGAGAGAGGAAAAGAUUUUUUAGAUCCUGAAACAGGAAAUGAAAUGGAAUCUGUUGAACAGAUGGCAUUACUUGAAUGGUUAGCAAAUAAUUACAAAUCUUUUGGAGCUACAUUGGAAAUAGUUACUGAUAAAUCUCAAGAAGGUGCACAAUUUGUUAAAGGAUUCGGUGGUAUUGGAGGUAUUCUUCGUUAUCGUGUUGAUUUCAAUUUAAUCGAUGUAAAUCCAGAGGAAGAUUUUGAUUUAAGUGAAUAUUAA